This is a messenger RNA of Thamnophis sirtalis, 1484 nucleotides long. NCBI's taxonomy places the organism in Eukaryota, Metazoa, Chordata, Lepidosauria, Squamata, Natricidae. The record is from RefSeq and is a predicted model, not a curated record.
CACAGACAGUUCCCCAUGGAGUUUGAGUUCAGUCAGUACUACCUGAAGUUUCUCAGCUACCACUAUGUGUCCAACCGCUUCCGCACCUUCCUCCUGGAUUCUGAUUACGAGCGCCUGGAGCUGGGUCUUCUCUAUGAAGAGAAAGGGGAUCGGAAGGGCCCCCAGGCCUACCGGUCCGUUUGGGACUAUGUGGACCGGCUGAACAAGAGGAUCCCCAUCUUCUUCAAUUACAUGUAUGCCCCUGAGGAUGGGGAGGUACUGCGUCCAUAUAGCAACAUUUCCAGUCUGAAGGUGUGGGACUACUACACCCACGAGGCUCUCGCGGAGGGGCCGUCCUAUGACUGGGAGCUGGUGCAGGACCAGGGGGAGCUCGUUGAGGAGGCUGCCCAGCACGACUCCAGCACUCCCCAAAGCCAUCGCAAGAUUGUUUGGCCCUGUUACGACAGCUGCCGCCGGGUGGAGCCAGAUGCCAUCUCUCGGCUGCUGGAGGAGGUGCAGAGUCUGGAGAUGGAGCUGGGCCAGGUGCCAGGACGCUGGAAGGAGACCUGGGACAAAGUGAAGACUUUCCAACAGUCGGAGGGCUCCACGCUGGACAGUAAAGCAGCACCCAGUUCUCUCCUGAUGGCAUCCAGCCUGUCGCAUCAGCGGCGCUCGCUCGGUGUCUACCUGCAGGAGGCGGGCAGCGGCAGCUCCACUUUAAACCUCAGUCUGGACAGUGAAACCAGCAGCUCGUCCACCCCCUCGAGUGGGAAGCAAGGUGGCCGUAAGAGCACCGGCACGCUUUACAGCCAGUUCCAGACAGCAGAGAGCGAGAACCGUUCUUACGAGGGCUCCCUCUACAAGAAAGGGGCCUUCAUGAAGCCCUGGAAGCUGCGCUGGUUUGUCCUGGAUAAAACCAAGCAUCAGCUUCCUUAUCUCUUUGACAGCCACCUGGACACGGAGUGCAAAGGGGUGAUAGACCUGGCUGAGGUGGAGGCCAUCACGCCAGGCACCCCCACCAUGGGAGCCCCCAAGAUGGUGGAUGAAAAAGCUUUCUUUGAUGUCAAGACAAUAAAGCGGGUUUACAAUUUCUGCGCCCAGGAUGUGCAGCUGGCCCAGCAGUGGAUCGAUCGUAUCCAGAGCUGCUUGUCUGAUGCCUGAGGUGCCACGUCUGGCCUGGCACAGCACAGAAGGAGGUGGGGGGGGGUGCUGCCCAGGAGGGAGACCCCAACCUGGCUUGGCCAUGUGCAGUUUGCAGGGAAGGGCGCGGCCAGCCUCUUCCACCUUGUGAAGAGGAGUCUGUCACGCGUCCGGCCUGGCGGAUCCUUGGGAGGGAUUGGUCCAUCUUCUGUUCUUCUCCUGAGGUUGGCAGGGCCAUCGGACUUCCAUGCCCCGGCUGCCUCCAGAGCAAGUGUGGCUGGCCAAGAAUGGGCUCUGUUCUGUCGGGGAAGCUGGCCGAGGUUCUGGCUGCGAGGCAGAGGUGGCAAGAGAUUGCUGCAAAGCAU